This is a messenger RNA of Orcinus orca (killer whale), 1131 nucleotides long. RefSeq names its product N-alpha-acetyltransferase 38, NatC auxiliary subunit (gene NAA38). The coding region runs from base 564 to 1085 and encodes 173 amino acids. Gene Ontology annotation, cellular component: NatC complex. The transcript has 4 exons. The record is from RefSeq and is a predicted model, not a curated record. Lineage: Eukaryota; Metazoa; Chordata; Mammalia; Artiodactyla; Delphinidae. Gene Ontology annotation, molecular function: RNA binding.
GGGGGAGGGGUGCGGCGGGGGAGGGGAGGAGGCCUGGCCCGGCGGCCGCCGCCGCCGCCCGCCCGGACCGCCCGGACCGCCGCGGGGCGACGGGCCCGAGACGGCGCCCCGCGCCCCGGAUUCGCCUCGGCUCGGCCGCGCGUGUAUUUCCCUUCCUCCAUGAUCUCCAACACUGAUAGAGUGGAAGAAACUGAGGUACCAUGAAAAAGAAAAGUAACUGGGACUGAGAAAAGGAAAGAGGGUUCCUUAAAGGAUGUGUAAGAAACUAGAGUUGAAAAUUUCUCGCGAUAUCUUGGUACAUCCAACGUAAUAGGCCUCAGUGAGCCUCAGCGCCGAAAUAGAAGCUCGCGAUACUUCUGCAGUUGCCGGAGACGAAGAAGAGGAGGAGGAGGAGGAGGAGGAGGAGGAGGAGGAGAGGUGAUCUCGCGAAAGAAAACAGGUCGGGAGCGCUCGCGAGAUCUCAGACCACCGGACACCAAAGGUUCUUAGGAAGUUGAAGGGCCUGGAGGAGGCCCGGGAACAAAUGGCCGCAGCUGGACCAGCCAUGCUGUUGCGAGAGGAGAAUGGCUGUUGCAGCCGGCGUCAAAGCAGCUCCAGCGCAGGGGUUAGCUCGGGUUCUGGGAUUGAGGGGCCGUCGGGGAGCAAGAUGGGGGGACGGAGGGGGAACUACAGCUCCCGGCAGCCUCUGGGCUUCGUGUGAGCGCCCCGCGGGCUGUCGGGAGCUGUGGUUCCGCGGGCGGGCAGCAGCCGAGGCGGCGCGGUCUGAGCGCCUGUCCCGCCCCGCUCAGGACUCAGAUGGGGAGCGCGAGGACUCACCGGCUACGCGCGCUAGGCAGCAGCUGGAGGCGCUACUCAACAAGACUAUGCGCAUUCGCAUGACAGAUGGACGGACACUGGUCGGUUGCUUCCUCUGCACCGACCGCGACUGCAAUGUUAUCCUGGGCUCGGCGCAGGAGUUCCUCAAGCCGUCGGAUUCCUUCUCUGCCGGGGAACCCCGUGUGCUGGGCCUGGCCAUGGUACCUGGACACCACAUCGUUUCUAUUGAGGUGCAGAGAGAGAGCCUGGCGGGGCCUCCCUAUCUCUGAACACGAUCGCGCAUGCCUUUCGGACUUCAUUAAAUCUGUAACCGAC